Messenger RNA from Adineta ricciae, 1290 nucleotides. NCBI's taxonomy places the organism in Eukaryota, Metazoa, Rotifera, Eurotatoria, Adinetida, Adinetidae. The record is from the annotation of a GenBank genome assembly.
AUGAUGACAUCGAAAAAACGAUGGACUUUGGUGCCAAGGAAAUGGUUCGGCUCUCUGGCGAAUGCUGCGCACAAACGCGAUCAAGAAAAACAAUCUCAAUUGGUUUCAUUAUCAUCAUCACAUUCAACUACACCACAUCGAUCCAGCGAGAGGAAUUCUACAAAUUUUGUAACACAGUACCAGCUACCAAGCUUUAGUACACGACGUGACAAAACUGCUACUAUUUCACCAGUUAACACAAUCUUUCGUCAGACAAAUAGUUUCGGAUCUAUACGUCAAGAAGCAUCGAUUCGUAAAUAUAAUCCGUUGACCGCCCCUCUAUCCAUUUGUACAGCACCAUCAAAGUUACGUAAGAAAGCUUCCCAUACGUCGGAUCUCCUUGUUUUACCACGUAUAUCUACUCCGAAUGAGUUCUCUCGUUCGACUAGUUCUAUUCGAAAACAAUCCAAUGCGUCUGAUCAAUGUUUACUUGAUUCUCAAUCGAAUUCUUCACGUCGAUGUAGUAAACGUUCAUUAUCCCUUACUCGCACUCAUUCGUCAUCAUCCAUGGGCAAUAACGACUCCUCAUCGAGUGGAAUCUUUUCAGAUAACCACAUCGAAUCAAAUGAACAUCAACUAUCGCGGUCAAAAGAUACAUCGUCAAAUUUAGAACUUCUAUCAACAGAAUCUUUCAAUGAAUCGCGGGCAUCCAUUCAGCCCUAUCGAUUGUCGAUUGUUUCAUUCGAAUCAACAGAUAGGCAAGUAUCCUAUCAAACGCUGAGUCAAUCAGCUACGGUUCAUUUUCAUCGUGUACAAAGUGCGGAACGUCGUCCGAAAGAUCAUGUCAAUAACCGACCGAUUAUAACAACGAAAUCUCGUCAGUCUUCUGCAGCUAUUAUUAAGAAGAUCGAAAAACGCAUUCCCACGCAACUGUCGACACCGAAUACAUUAGAGAAAACAAAUUUUAUUCGAAUUAGUAACGAUACCUACCGGUUAACGUCAAAUCGAGACAAUCAUCUCUAUCGUCGUCAACGUCCUAAUUCAUAUAUUCCACACUCUACCCACGAUGACUCGUUGCCUUCAGCAAAUAACGAAGACUCUUACGCUGAUUUACCUCGUACAAGCUCGACAGAGCAGCUUGAUAAAAAUCUACAGAACGAUCUUCGUGCUAUCGUCGACUCGAUCGAUCAUUCCAUCAUCACUUCCAGUGCAACGAAUGAAAAUCCUAAUUUCAUUCUCGAAAGUAUCACCGAUAAACUAUUAUCCAGUAUGGAUUCAUCGAUCUACGCUCAAUAUGAACGGUGCUAUUAA